Molecule: messenger RNA, 657 nt
Organism: Acytostelium subglobosum LB1
Lineage: Eukaryota; Evosea; Eumycetozoa; Acytosteliales; Acytosteliaceae
Exons: 2
Source: RefSeq, a predicted model, not a curated record
CAUGAGAUGCGUAACAAUGAUCCAUCUCACGAUUGGCUACAUGUCAAUCGUGUAGUGAGAUUAGUACAGACGAUCGCAAAGGAGGAGAAAUAUGAAGGCGAUUGGGAACUGUUGACACUAUCAGCUAUAAUGCAUGACGUUGGUGAUUGGAAGUAUGCUGCUGGUGGCGAUGAACGUGCUGGUGUCAAUGCCGUCGAAGCCUUCUUGACGUCGCACGACUAUCCCCUCGACAAGACCAAGAGAGUCUGCCACAUCGUCAACGACGUAUCAUUCAAGAAUGAGCUGAGUCGCCCGUCCGACUACAUCUUCUCACAAGAGUCCAAGAUCGUCCAAGAUGCCGACAGGCUUGAUGCCAUUGGUGCCAUUGGCAUUGCGAGGACAUUCGCUUAUGGCGCGACAAAGUGUUCACCAUUCUAUGGCGACGCGUCGUUUGGUCAGUCGAUCAACACAACGCUCACUAAGGAAGACUAUAUGAAGCGAUCGACACAGAAGCAGCCAGUGGUCGAUCACUUCUAUGACAAGCUGUUCAAGCUCAGGGAUCUGAUGAAGACUGGUACCGGGCGUCGUCUGGCUGAGAGUCGCCAUCAAGCAAUGGUCGAGUUUAUCCAACAGAUGCGCGACGAAGUGGAUGACGGCACAAAUCCACCUGGCGACACU